Molecule: messenger RNA, 2107 nt
Organism: Daphnia carinata
Lineage: Eukaryota; Metazoa; Arthropoda; Branchiopoda; Diplostraca; Daphniidae
Product: glucose-6-phosphate exchanger SLC37A2-like
Exons: 14
Coding region: 248-1846 (532 amino acids)
Biological process (GO): transmembrane transport
Cellular component (GO): membrane
Molecular function (GO): transmembrane transporter activity
Source: RefSeq, a predicted model, not a curated record
UAUGUUUGUUUUUUUGUAAUCAACAGUCUGCGGCGCCAAGUGACAAGGAGGCGUGGUUAUUACAAGCCGGUAAUUCUAGGCUAUUUAAACAACGUGAAACAGACUGGCUGUUUCGGGGAACCUUUAAACAUUCUUUCCGAAUCCAUUGUUUUUCAACAACUGGACAAAUCUUGUUGACAGCUGCCUGCAUUGUCGAUUCGUUGCACAUCAGCAGGCCUGUACAGACGCAGUUGAGAAUCGGUGGGAAAUGAUUCUAGAACAGGUUUACGAUGUCCCUCUCGGUGUCCGUCUACUUGAAAAAGUCUCUUGCCUACGGAAUCUCUCUGAUUUAUGGAAAUUGCGAUGGCACAAGUUCAACGUUUUGUUGCUCACGUUUUUGAGCUACGCCAGCUAUCAUAUGGCACGCAAGCCAACCAGCGUGGUCAAGAGCGUUCUGCACCAGGACUGCACCAACUUAACCGCCCCGCCUGAUUUAAACACAACUGGCAUUGAAGAUACGUGGUGCAGCUGGAGUCCAUUUGAUGGAGAUGAUGCUGAUACGCUUUUGGGUGCUUUAGAUUCUGCCUUCCUCUUUUCUUACGCUUUCGGAAUGUACCUUAUGGGUUCCCUUGGUGAACGUGUCAAUGUCCGUUAUUUUCUGUCAAUCGGCAUGAUGUUAUCUGGACUUUUUGGAUUCCUCUUCGGUUUGGCAUAUUGGACUGACAUUCACUCGUUGGCGUACUUCAUCAUUGUCCAGGUUUUAGCUGGAUUAUUUCAGUCUACUGGCUGGCCAGGCUGCGUUGCUGCCGUUGGUAACUGGUUCGGCAAAAGCAAAAGAGGACUUAUUAUGGGCAUUUGGCGUUCACAUCACAGCAUUGGUAACAUUGCUGGAUCUUUGAUUGCUGGCGCCUUUGUCGAGUACUCGUGGGGCCUUUCGUUCGCCGUUCCUGCUACAAUCAUUUUCAGUCUUGGACUUCUUCUUUUCUUCUUCCUCGUUCCUGACCCACGAGCUGUCGGAUGUCCCGUUCCGAACCACAGCAUCGAACCCAAAUCGAGCCCUCCGAAGAUCGUCAUUCAAGAAGCAGGAGACGAUAGCAACAGCCACGAUUCAACAUCAAUUAAAAGUGGGCAAAGUGGCAAAUCAAUGAAUAAAAGCUCUGACUCUGGUGAUGAAAAAGCCAUCAGUUUUUGGCGAGCUGUUCGAAUUCCUGGUGUGCUUGAAUAUUCGUUCAGUUUGUUCUUCACGAAGUUGAUUAACUACACCUUCCUCUACUGGCUUCCUAAAUAUCUUAAGGACUCGAGCGACACACUGGGCAGCCAAGACGCAGCAGAAUUGUCCACUUUGUUUGACAUUGGUGGAAUAUUCGGCGGCAUCUUAGCUGGCCUUCUGAGCGAUUUGACUGGGAUGAGCGCUUUUACUUGCGCCGGUUACUUUAUUCUCACCAUACCCUCGCUAUUUCUCUAUCGAGAAUUUGGUGACGUCAGCGCUGGAUUGAAUACGUUUUUGCUCUUCAUGGUGGGUUUCCUUGCCAACGGGCCGUACGCCCUCAUCACGACGGCCGUCUCUGCUGAUUUGGGUACUCAUCCAGAACUAAAAGGAUCCACUCGUGCUUUAGCUACGGUAACAGCUAUCAUUGACGGCACAGGCUCAAUCGGUGCCGCCGUUGGUCCACUUAUUGCUGGGGCGCUAUCAAGCCUUGAAAAUGGCUGGGAUUAUGUUUUCUACGCUCUGAUGGUAGCCAGUGCAAUGGGACUGUUGCUGCUGACGCGUUUGAUGGUCAGAGAGGCCAAAGCCAAAUUUGGGAAAAAGAAGAUGCCGCGAAAUGAGCCUAACCUUAGCACGAAUGGCAUAAAACCUGAACAUUAAAUCAAAAUAUUUAGAAAAAAAAUCCAUCUAGCGGUCAAAGCCGCAACCACUAAAGACAUUUGACUCCACUUUAAUCUUAUCACCAAAAUACAGAGGUCUGCAGUUGCUGCAAAAUUGAUCAUGCAAAUACUUUGUUUUCAUAUGUUAAAUAUUCCUCAGAUGUUUCCGCCCUUUUUUUGUGUUACUCCAGUUUCAUCAUAAUACAUGAAAAAUUCAUCAUCACCAAUAUUUGAAAAAAAUACAACCGGUCGAAUAUCUUAA